Messenger RNA from Musca vetustissima, 2026 nucleotides. Its product is annotated as ecdysone-induced protein 78C-like. The annotation marks the transcript as partial. Lineage: Eukaryota; Metazoa; Arthropoda; Insecta; Diptera; Muscidae. The record is from RefSeq and is a predicted model, not a curated record. The transcript is spliced from 6 exons. Gene Ontology annotation, molecular function: zinc ion binding; sequence-specific DNA binding; DNA-binding transcription factor activity. Gene Ontology annotation, biological process: regulation of DNA-templated transcription.
AUGGAGUAUCCGGGAACUCCGUUAAUUGAUGAAAAUUGUGAAAGUAUUCUAAUUGGUGACAACAACAAUAACAAUUGUGACAACAGUGAAUCCUCGUCCUUGGCAACGUAUUUAUAUCCCGAUUUUGGUAUUGUUGAUGAAAUAGACAAAGGAUUGGGUGAAUUAUCCACAUCAGUGUUUGGACAGUCCCAGGACAUUGAAACUGUAACAUCUAUUGCAUUAGCGGCAGCGGCAGCAACAGCUACAACAACUAUACCAACAACAAACGCAGCUGCAGCAGCAUCCAGUGCAGCUGCCGCCGCUCAAACAAACAGAAUAUCAUCAUCAUUGUCAUUAGCAUCAUCCUCAUCUUCAUCGCCAUCAACAGCAGCAUCGUCAUCUUCAUCGUCAUCAUCGGCGUCGUCAUCCUCAUCGUCAUCAACAUCAUCGCAGAUAUCAUCGCCAUCGUUAACACCACCCACUCCCAUCAGUUUACCGGAGCAGUCACAAAGUCCAGAUGGUCGGACAUCAAUAAGUUCGACAGCAGCAUCGCCAGCAUCGAGUGAUACAACGGCAGUAAUUCUAACAGAUCAGUUAUUAACAAAAACUCACAAAAAUGUCUGCACCAAAGACGAUGGCUCUGGAGUUGUUCGAACCAUGGAUGUAUUCAAAUUAGAUUUGGAUCAGGCACAAAUCGGUUCCAGUCUGGUGGAGGCAACAAAACAGCACAACAACAACAACUCUCUACAGAAUAAUUUGUGUGGAACAACCGGCUCGACCGCCGGUGCCAACGACAAUUUGCAUAGCGUCGAUCAGGAAGCAGAGGAGGAGGAGGAAGAGGACGACGACGAGGUAUUGCCGGAGGUGCGGUUUGAUGCCCACACCGAUUUCAAUUUGCAUUUUUUCGACACCCCUGAAGAUUCCUCAACGCAAGGGGGGUUUAGUGAAGCGGGUUCUGUGGAAUCCGAAAUCGAAACCGAAUCCUAUCUCAUUGGAUCGCCCACAUUGAAUGUUGCCAGCAAUACUCAGAACAUUAGUGGCGGUACUAAUGGUAUUGGUAGCUCUUCGGUGGUAGGUCUCAACGAUUGCCAUAAAUUCUACGCGAAUUCUCAAUUGGGCUCCUCGAGGAAUACCAAUAAUUUAAUUGCCACAACUUCAUUGCAUACGGGUCCUACGACAACUUCAACGUCUGGAUCGGGAAUUUCUUCCGCAUCUUCGCUGGGAAGUUUUCCACAAUUUGGCAAUGGUGGAGGUGCGCUAUACGCCACUAACAACAACAACAACAGCAGCAGCAACAAUCUCCACAGCUUUACACAAUCGAACUCAUCGUCAUCCGGCUGUUCUUCGACCUCUUCCAUCGCCAGCAAUAGUAGCAGCAUUUGCGGCAGUAGUUCUGGCAGCAACAACAACACCACAAACGUUAGUGGAACCGGAAGUAAUCGAAUUAUUGGAACAAAUUCAGCUGCCACAGCAGCAGCAUCCGCCUCCGCAUCAUCAUCGUCAUCAUCAGCAGUUGCCUCAUCAUUGGCUGCUGAGCAUUUUAUUGGAAACCUCAAUCAUUCACAAUCAUCCUCAUCGGGGCUAUCCACAUCAUCAUCAUCAAUAGCUUCAUUGGCGAAUGUUAAAUUACCACAAGCUGCCUCGGCAACAUUUACCGCAACCAUGCCACCACCAACAUUCAAUUCCUCAAACGGCAACACCAGCAACCACAACAACAAUAACAACGAGCAGCAGCAACAACAACAAUCCCUGCAACAACACCCAUCAGCCCAAUCACAAUCUCCCUUUGUCAUAAACGAUUCGAAUUCAAAUAGUGCUGUGGCCAAAUCCUUUGUGCCCUGUAAAGUUUGUGGUGACAAGGCAUCGGGUUAUCAUUACGGUGUUACCUCCUGUGAGGGUUGUAAGGGUUUCUUUCGUCGCAGCAUCCAAAAACAAAUCGAAUAUCGUUGUUUGCGGGACGGCAAGUGUUUGGUGAUACGACUCAAUCGAAAUCGCUGCCAAUAUUGUCGUUUUAAGAAAUGUCUAUCAGCUGGUAUGAGUCGAGACU